AUGAAAGCAGGUGUGUUACCAGAUGAAAAAUCCAAUUCUUUGAAAGCAAAUAAUGAUUAUCCGUCGUCAACAUUACCAUCAGUAGAAGGUUGUGACUAUCAUGGUGAAUAUUAUAACGAUAAGGAACUGUUCAUGGAUAAUUGUAAUUGGUGUAGAUGUGCAGAUCAACAAGUUACAUGCACACUAAUGCUUUGCCCUACAACAGUACCAAAUGCUUAA
Molecule: messenger RNA, 219 nt
Organism: Adineta ricciae
Lineage: Eukaryota; Metazoa; Rotifera; Eurotatoria; Adinetida; Adinetidae
Source: the annotation of a GenBank genome assembly